AGUAUCACGCGGGACUCGCAUCUUACUGCUGGUAGAUCGUGACAUUAUUUAACUUAUUACGUGUGUACUUUUCUCGGUGCCCGCCCACCAAAGAUGCACUGCUUUCAAUAAUGCAAGUGUCAAAUUAUUUGAAUUGAACGAUUUUGUUUGCGCUUGAGAGCAAGCGCAUUGGGUGAACUUUUUGAAAAUUUAUCUGACAGCGCGAAUUGUGUACUGUGCUAUUUUUUGUGAUUGUUUAUUUUUUUGAGUGAUGUGUGACUAAAUUUUAAUGGAUAUGGAAGUGUUCACAUUUAAACUUUGUGGUUAUUUGAUAUUAUUUGGAGGAGUUUUUGGAUCUUAUUUACAUUCACAAGGAAAAUAUGUCAAUCACUACAGUAACCAGUUUGAUGAUCCUCAAACAAACCGUGGCGUUCUAGCUCACGUCCAGGCCCUGCUCAAGGGAACUGCCCUAUUGCCAUGCGACUUGACGCCGACCGCUCCUAACGAUACUGUGCUUCUAGUGGUUUGGUACAAAGAUGAGCACACCCCGAUUUAUAGUUACGACACCCGAGGUGGUCACGCAACGCUGGCGAAACAUUGGCAGGACACCAAUUUGGAGUCCAGGGCAUUUUUCAGGACGAUGACCGAACCUUCGACUCUCAGUAUCGAUAAUGUUGCUGAAAAGGACGAAGGAGAAUAUAGAUGCAGGAUAGAUUUUUUGCGGUCGCCUACCAGAAAUGCUAGAGUUGCUCUUAAUGUCAUCGUCCCGCCACAAAAACCUAGUAUAAUAGACGAAAAAGGAAAAGAAGUCCCAUCACAUGCUGGUCCUUACGAAGAAGGAGGAGACGUAAAACUAACAUGUAUCGUUUCAGGAGGAAAGCCAGAACCAAUAAUAAAAUGGUGGAGGGAAGGUAAACUCAUCGAAUCGACCGAAACUCGUUCCGGUUUUGAGAAAGUUCGAGCUAACCAGCUCAUCGUUCGCGGUUUACAACGAUCCGAUCAACAUGCAGCUUUUACAUGCCAAGCUUCCAAUAACAACAUUAGCCAACCAGUUUCCGCAACCACCACUAUCGAAAUACACUUUCGACCUCUUACUGUUGAAAUUCUGAUCAGCAAUAAUCCAUUUUCUGCGGAUAGAAAGUACGAUAUUCCCUGUCAAACUUUCGGUUCAAGACCACCCGCUAAAAUUUCUUGGAUAAUGGAUGGAAAAGAGCUACUUCCGCCUAAAUAUAAUGCUACCAGUUCGGACACUGAAGAUGGAAAUUCAACAACUUCUAUUCUAUCUUUUGUACCUGCCAGACUUGACAACGGCCGAUCACUAACGUGUAGAGCAUCCAAUCAUUUGGUACAAAAUGGCGUCGAAGAGCACACCGUGAAAUUGAAUGUAUUCUAUGUGCCCAUUCUCCACCUGUCUCUGGGUUCGAAUCUCAAUCCUGACGAUAUUGAAGAGGGAGACGAUGUUUACUUUGAAUGCAAGGUAAACGCCAACCCUUGGGCAUACAAAGUUCUAUGGAAACACAACGGUGAAGUGAUGCAGGCCAACCAGAAGGGCGGUGUGAUCAUGAGCACGUUGGCGUUAGCCCUGCAAGGUGUGACUCGCAGUCAAGCGGGAAAUUACUCAUGUGUGGCGUCAAAUGUCGAAGGAGAUGGUGACAGCAACACGGUCGAUCUCAAAAUUAUGUAUAAACCAGUAUGCCGAUCAGUGCAAAAACAUAUAUACGGCGUAGCGAAAGCUGAAAAAGUCAAAGUACUUUGCGAAGUUGAAUCUUAUCCUCCACCAGACACAUUCAAAUGGUUGUUCAACAACUCAGCAGAGUCAUCCGAAGUUCCUAUCACACGAUACAAAACCGGAGUCCACAGAUUUAGCUCAACUCUAACGUACACACCGAUGACCGAAAUGGACUACGGCACUGUGAUGUGUUGGGCGAAUAAUUUGGCUGGGAGACAGCAGGAGCCUUGUAUAUUUCAUAUCAUUCCUGCCGGAAAACCAGAUCCGCCCUAUAAUUGUACUAUAGUUAAUAUGACGAACGAAUCACUGGAGGUAGAAUGUACCGAAGGAUUUGACGGCGGACAACCGCAACAUUUUCUUCUAGAAGUUUACGAUUCAUCGACUGGAUUUAUAUUAGCAAACGUUUCUUCAAAAUUUCCCGUCUUUAUCGUGAGUGGUCUGGACCCCGGCAAGUCUCUGAAAAUGAUAGUAUACGCUGCAAACAGUAAAGGAAAAAGUGAACAAGUUCCACUUGAAGGAUUUACUUUGAACGUAGCCGAAAAACAAACAGUUCUGUCUUUGGGUACAAGAGAUAACAUUGAAUUUGCUCCAAUACUGGGAAUCCUUGUCGGAGUAGUGACAGCAUUACUUUUAGUGACGGUUGUAGUUUUGGGAGCAGUAAGAAUAAGAUCAGCUAGAAGAGAGGGAUCGAGAGCGCUUCGACCUGCUUUUUUCAAUGCAAAAGAAAAAGUAACGUUGCCACUUCGAUCAGAAUCUGAAGAUUUGUUUGAAAAAGACGACAAAAAUCCAGAUGUGAUUCCCAAUAAUAAAGAUUCCGACUACCAGUUGGGUUCGGCCUUGCAAACUCCGGGUUUGAAUAAUUCAGAAACGGCUCCCACCGAAUACGAGACGACAGCUGGAAAUGGGGCGACAGGGGCAGUCGUAGGAACGGUAAAUGCGACCGCUGCCUCCCAACAACAACCGCUGGGACCGCUACAGGAGGCCUACUUGGCUCGGGACAGAAAUUAUCCACCACAACUUAUCGAUCCAGAACUAACUUAUGCAGAGUUGAACCAUGUACGACCAAAUUCCUUGGAACCAAUUAAAAAUGGUGGAAACCAAUAUGGUACUCUUCCAAAUAGAAACGAUACCACAAUUUAUGCUCAAAUCGACCACAGCCGACGACCACCUCCUUCAAAAACACCCGUAAUCGUAUCACCUGUCUCUGCCAUAUUUCCACAUAAGCAGGGAAUUUACCACAGAGAGGUAGUUACCGUCAGAACGCCGUUGAUGGGAUGCCAGCAAGAAAGUUGUGUGUAAAGUUAGUUCGGGACUAAUGUUGUAAAUACGCAGGGACAAAUGUGGCACACGUCUCUAGUGUGCUAUCUCGGUACAGAGUAGUGAGAAAACAGUGAUUCUGGACAUAUAUUCAGUGUGUAAGGGUUAUUCGAAACUUUUAUGGAUGAAAAUCUGUUUGGUAUUUCAAAUUUGAUGUCCUUAAUUAUUUUUGGGACUACUGUUAGUAGCUUACAACCAUUUUUUGAUAUAAGAUACUAAAAUCGACACUUUUUAAAGAUAAUUUGAUCACAGAAAAUAAUCAGUUGCCCUUAAAGUCAUUGAAAACAUUCCCAUUGAUGAUUCAGUGAGAUAUACAGGAAUAAAAUAGUUUUAGGUUAUUAGAAUUAUACUUUCACAACUAAAACUAUAUUUUGAAAUCGCCUAUUCCACAUUCAUGAUUAUUAUAUAAAAGACUACUCAAAGGAGAAGUUUGAAACAAUAAUAAAAGUUUCCGGUUGCGAAUUCGACCCCAACACUGAAUCGUAUGAAGUUAUAUUUUUCUUGUAAACUUCAUUAUUCCUAAAUCUUCAUGAAGUUCUGCUCAAUUGAUGAUUCUCUUCAUUUUUUAAAAUCAGAAUAUCUUAGUCAAAUUGGAUCAGCGCGAUUUUGUGACGAAGUAUUCCAGUCUGUUUGAUGUUAACAAUCCUGAACUAAGUUUAUGCAUUAGUAACUUCGAAUUCUAGCUUUUAUCAAUAAUUGGCUUUUGAAAAAAUUGUUGAACCAGAAAUAUAUAUCUUUCAUCUUCUCUCUGUAUUUUUUAAAAAAUAAAGCGUUGUCUGAAGUUAUUGAUCGAUCAAGUAAGAAUUUUCUCUAUAGAAGCUAUCGUUCAUUUUGAAAACAACUCAACAACAAUACAAGUACUUUUCAUAAAUCAUCAACAGCAGGCUUAUUCUCUAAAAUCCUCCACAAAUUACUUUAACAUGACAUAAGUAGAGUCCACUGUAAAAUACGUUAAUUAAUUUGCGGAAACUAUGAUCUGUAUUACUAAAUCUGCAAUUUUUAAUAACUUGAUAACAAUAAUAAUCAAACAGCAAAGUAUUCGGUCGAAUUUAUUUAUUUGGGAUACAAAGUAAAUGUCCAGCUAUGUAAUUUCCAAAUAAAAGGAUUAUAAAUACACGAGACUUUGUAAUUAUUAAUUCUUAAGAUUAUGAUGCCAAUAAAAAUUAUGAAAAUAACUCAAAUUCCAAUAUUCGUUGUUGUUUUUAUGACUAAGAAUCACCACAUCGUGCAUAUAAAAUAUUUGAAAAGUAGGUGAGACAAGCUUAAUUCCAUAAUUUUCAUACAAAUCGACUUUGCUCAAAAAUUGCAAGGUAAUACACCAUUUUAAGAGUUACGGAAUGGACCACUUGUAUAAAAAAACUGGUGUUAUUUAUUAGAGUUAUUUGAGAGCUAAAACUCAAUUAUUACUAUUAAAGGUUAUAAUUAUAUUUAUUUAUUGACACACUUGUUACUGUGGUUAAAUUAUCUUUAUUGCAACUGAUUUAUUGGUCGAGCUAGAAUAUUAAGUGGUAUUUCUUCCAUUUUUUUCUUGAGUUGUAAUGGAGUUAAAUACUCCAGUUAAACGUAUAAUGAUAGAAUUUCGAUAUUACCUCAUACAAUUGGGAAUUAGUUCUCACAGAUUGAUCUACUUCUCCUUUCUCUGAUAUGGAAAUUGAUUCACUGAUAUCCUUGAAUAGGUCACAUCUAUAUUGACUAAGAGCUUACUCAAUAUUCCAGUUAUUGUUGAAAAUGAAACUUAGAAAGAUGUACUUAAAGAUGAGCCAAUGUUUUCUUCCUCAUCGUUCACGGAUAAGCCAAAUAAUUAGAGCGAAAAAACAUCUUGUGAACGGUGCAAAAUAUAAGAAAAUUACUCGUAGAAAAAUGAGGCUGAGAAAACGUUACGAAAAAAAAAAUGUUAUAACUAAUUUCUUCGUAGGAGAAAUAUUUUCUACGGAAAAUGAAAAAGAAGUUAGCGCUUAGUUAUAUGCUUUAGAGUCGAGCACAGUUGAACAAAAAAAAUUCAUCCUUCAUUAAAAAUUUGCAAAUUUUUGAAAAUUAUCUUUCAUAACGUACUUGUAAACGCUUAAUUUAAUGGCCACAAAUUUUUUAUGUCCAACCUGUCGGUUUAUAUUAAUAUUUCAAUAAUUUUCUCUAUAAAAAUUAAAAAUAUAACUUUAAUUGAUUAAAUUAUUAGAUUCCAAUUUUUUCUUAUGAACAUGUAAAAUAUAGAGGUCAUACGUAGACAGAUGGUUGCUAAACUAUUGUAUAUGGUAAUUUUUCUCUUGUUCAUUUGUACGAAUUCUAUUCGUGGGUUUAAUUAAUAAAUACUGUCUCUUACGUUCCUUACGUUCUUAAUUUAUUUAAAUACUAUUCACUACACUUAACUAACUCAUAAUAAUUCACUUAUCAAGAUCACUUAACGAACUCAAAUUAUUUAUUUAAAUUUUUAAAUUACUUCGCUAAUUCGUUCUGUUCUCUACGACUAUUAUAAACUGCGCUACAUAAACUUAUUUAUAUACCACAAAUAGAAUUCUACAACUUUCUAGAACAUAAAGAAACAAAAUAUAUAAUUAAAUAGACCAUCCUAAAGAAAUAAUGUGAAUAAACUGCUUGCUAUAAAAACGGAUAUAAGAAACAAACAUUAAACGGGUUCCGUGGUUUAUAAAAAGUAAGCUAGAAUUUCAAUACAUCUAUGCAGGACCGGCUCUAGGGCGAAGACGAGUUCAUAACAAUAUUGUAAUAAAUUUCUAGUUUAUGCAGGCGCACUAUGUAUGUGAGAGGGGCGCUAUUACGUUGAAACUAGAAACCAAAGUGUGAAAUCGUGCCUGAAAAUCCUGUUUAUUUUUAGGUGAGUAAUGCAUAAGAAAAUUUCAACCACAAUAAUAAGAAGAGCAGCUUUAAAAGACCCCAUUCAAAAAUUUUUGAAAAUCGAUACCAUGCUCAAGUAUCCAGCUUUAAAUUGCGUAUCGGUUUUGUUUCGGCUUUUUCGGAAAAUUGAAUAGUAAUAAUAAAUAAUUUUUACCGCGCAAAUACGCGGAUCUCCAUACGUACUUUGGACGUAUAAGAGAAUCUCACUCACAUUGAUAAUUUCCGGAAAAAAUAAGUCUUCUGCGAAAAACUGUGUUAUAAUAUUUUAAAAAACCUGAGAGAACUGUUUUUGCUUUAUUAUUUGGCAUUUCCAUAAACGAUGGUCCUGAAAACACGGGUUCAUCUUAAAGUACCCCCUUUCAAGUUUCAUUUUAAAGCAUAAUUGCAACAUCAUGGAAAUACUUGACACUAAAAACCUUCCUUUCUAGAAUUAUUGAAAAUGACUCGGAUUUAUUUCGUAUUGAUAAAGUAUUAAUAGUACCCAAUAAUUAAUCUUUCUCGUUGUGUACCAAAAGAAUGAUAACAUAGUUGUAUACAUAUUCAAAUCGAAAUAAGGGAAAAAAUGAUGAAAUAAACAUUUUGUUUUUUUUGUUGAAAUUUGAAUUAAUCCUCAUAGUAAAAA
Messenger RNA from Diorhabda carinulata, 6494 nucleotides. Its product is annotated as nephrin-like. The transcript is spliced from 15 exons. The record is from RefSeq and is a predicted model, not a curated record. Bases 269 to 3007 code for a protein of 912 amino acids. Lineage: Eukaryota; Metazoa; Arthropoda; Insecta; Coleoptera; Chrysomelidae. Gene Ontology annotation, molecular function: protein binding.